AUGGAAUUUAUGACUAUCGUUCGGCCUGUAAUAGCGUCAUGUAUCGUCUUGAUUUCUCUAAUCGGCAAUUUCUUAAUUUGUAUUAUAGUUAAAAGGACUAAAAUAUUACAUAAUUUUACUAAUUACAUGUUAGUUAAUUACUCUGUAGCAGCUAUUGUAGCUGCAUUAUUUUUUUACCCAUUUCGUAUAACACUUUAUUUUCUUGAUAGUGGUUACUGGCCAUUCGGUUCAAUAUGGUGUAAGUUGUCAAUAUCAUUAGCUCCUAUAACGGUCAUAGUUUAUUCACAAUCAUUGAUUUGUAUUAGUUAUGCUCGAUUUCGAGCAAUAUGCUGUCCACUAAAGCCUUCACUAAAGCCAAAAUUAGCUAUAUUAUCUUCGUUAACAAUAUGGUUGAUAACUCUUUUAUUAACAAUACCGUAUAUGCUA
Molecule: messenger RNA, 426 nt
Organism: Trichoplax adhaerens
Lineage: Eukaryota; Metazoa; Placozoa; Uniplacotomia; Trichoplacea; Trichoplacidae
Exons: 1
Biological process (GO): G protein-coupled receptor signaling pathway
Cellular component (GO): membrane
Molecular function (GO): G protein-coupled receptor activity
Source: RefSeq, a predicted model, not a curated record